AUGGCAUCAACAGAGACUCUCAAAAGAUCUAACCUGUUUGACCUCGCGGGCCGAGUAGCUGUAGUUACAGGCGGAGGGUCAGGCAUCGGCCUCAUGGCUGCUCAGGCCCUAGCUGCCAACGGCGCCAAGGUCUACAUUGCCGGCCGCACCCGAGAGAAGCUCGAGAACGCGUCCGACACGCAUGACGAGCAGGCGUCUGGCCAAAUCAUCCCCAUCACCGCAGACGUCAGCUCCAAGGUGGGCAUCACCGCCCUCGUCGAGGAAAUCGAGCGCCGCGAAGAGCGCGUCGACAUCCUGAUGAACAAUGCCGGCAUCAGCAGCACCUCUGGCACCAUUGCCGAGGCCAAGUCGGCGCAGGAGCUGCGCAAGGCCCUCUUCGACUCGGGCGACUCGACGUUUGACGAGUGGGAGGACGUCUACCGCACCAACGUCACGGCCAUCUUCUUCACCACGGCCGCGUUCCUGCCGCUCCUGCAAAGGUCGACGGACAAGCAGGCCGGCUGGUCCGCCGCCGUCAUCAACACCACGUCCAUCUCGGGGCUCGUCAAGACGGCCCAGCACCACUUUGCGUACAACGCCUCCAAGGCGGCCGCGCAGCACCUGACGCGCAUGCUGGCGGCCGAGAUUGCCGCCGCCGGGCUCCGCAUCCGCGUCAACAGCAUCGCGCCGGGCGUCUUCCCCAGCGAGAUGACGGCCAAGGAGGAGAGUGACGACCGCCAGAAGAGCGAGCUGCCCAAGGACAAGGUGGGCGAGAUUCCGGCCCGGAGACCCGGAAAGGAUGAGGACAUGGCCCAGGCGGUGCUGUUGCUCGCUUCGAACCAGUACAUGAACGGAGAGAAGGUGAUAGUUGAUGGUGGUUACACUCUCACUCAUGGUAUGUAA
Akanthomyces muscarius is the source of this 882-nucleotide messenger RNA. RefSeq lists its product as uncharacterized. Bases 1 to 882 code for a protein of 293 amino acids. The transcript is spliced from 2 exons. NCBI's taxonomy places the organism in Eukaryota, Fungi, Ascomycota, Sordariomycetes, Hypocreales, Cordycipitaceae. The record is from RefSeq and is a predicted model, not a curated record. Gene Ontology annotation, molecular function: oxidoreductase activity.